Messenger RNA from Thamnophis sirtalis, 1056 nucleotides. Lineage: Eukaryota; Metazoa; Chordata; Lepidosauria; Squamata; Natricidae. The record is from RefSeq and is a predicted model, not a curated record.
CAUGUUGCGUCUUAUACUCCGAAAAAAUACGGUAAAUUAUUGUAAGUUCUAAUCACUACACGGAAACGUUUAUGCCAGAAAUGUCGCACUAUGUCCAAUGUUUUUAAUGUUUUAACUAAUAGAAAACUUUAUUUAAAAAAACAAAAAGAUACAAGAUGGACCUGGGAAAAUCCCUUCGCUUGGGUGAAACCAGCCUUGUCCUUGGCUUCCCCUUUUUUGGCAGGUGCUGGAGAUGUUCAUCCUCGUGCUGCAACAGUGUCACCGAGAGAACGAGGAGAAGUGGAAGAGGCUCUCGCGACAGGUAGCCGACAUCAUCCUGCCAAUGCUGGCCAAACAACAGAUGCAGAUAGAUUCCCACGAAGCCCUGGGGAUCCUGAACACUCUCUUUGAGAUCCUGGCGCCUUCCGCCCUGCGCCCGGUGGACAUGCUGCUGAGGAGCAUGUUCGUGACGCCCAGUACCAUGGCUUCCGUGAGCACCGUUCAGUUGUGGGUCUCUGGCAUUCUGGCGAUUCUGCGGGUCUUGAUCUCCCAGUCCACCGAAGACAUCGUCCUCUCUCGCAUUCAGGAGCUCUCCUUCUCCCCCUACCUGAUCUCGUGCGAAACCAUUCAACGGCUGCGAAACGGGGAAAACAAAGCCCCUCCCGCUCAGGAAAUCACCACGGAUGAGCAAGAUCGGUUUCUGCCCGAAGAGACAUUUUCCAGAUUCCUAAUCCAGUUGGUGGGGAUCCUCCUGGAAGAUAUCGCCAGCAAGCAAUUGAACGUGGAGAUGAGCGAACAGCAGCACACCUUCUACUGCCAGGAACUGGGCACCCUUCUCAUGUGCUUAAUUCAUACCUUCAAAUCAGGGAUGUUCAGAAGAAUCACAGCUGCGGCUACCAAGCUUUUUACCGAGAGUGGACCGCACGGUCUUCAUUUCUACACUCUCGAAAGAUUAAACGAUCUCGUCAAGUCCAUGAUAGCCACCCACCCCUCCCUGGUCCUCCUCUGGUGUCAAAUCCUGCUGCUGGUUAACUACACCAAUUCCACCUGGUGGUCCGAAGUUCAUCAGACCCCCAA